AUGCUCGUUCAGUUGCUUUUCGUCGCUCUUCUUUCUAAUCACAUCAUCGCCCAGACAUGUACUCCUGAAGGAAGCUUCGGACCAUGCGCGAAUGGACAAUGCGCUCCUGGAUUUACUUGCCUAUUGGAUCUAGACGAAUGUUGCUCUGACGAUGCCAUUAUCACUACAGUAGCUACAGUAGCAUCAGAUGCAACGACGGUAACAACAGUAGCUGGUGAAACUGGAGCAACUGUAAGUACAGUCUCCUCAGCAGCUGGUACGGUAACUUCAUCUUCAACAGUUUCAGCGUCAACAUGUGUUGACAAACUUAACCCAAAGACGGGAGUAUCUGACUGCCCACAACGUGCCAGUCUAUGUAACGAUGCCACAUACUAUGCAGUUAUGACCGAUCAAUGUCCAAAGACUUGUGGUAGAUGCUCUGGUUCAGGAUCAGGCUCUACCAACUCGACUUGUGUGGACAAAAUCAACCCGUCAACUGGUGUAUCGGACUGUCCAGCGUUGUCAUAUCUCUGCAAUAACGCUGACUACACAGCCCUUAUGACCGAUCAGUGCCCACUGACGUGCAAUCGCUGUUCAAGCACCAACUCAACGACAUCACCCUCCACCAACUCAACAACUUGCGUUGAUCUGACGAACCCAACUACCGGAGUAUCCGACUGCCCACAACGCACAGCUUUAUGUACUGACAGCAACUACAUUUCUUUGAUGAGGACGCAAUGCCCGAAAACGUGCGGUUUCUGUAGCUCCGCUAGUACAGGUAGUGGCACAGCAGCCACUUCCGCAACCGGCACCGCCUCCACAGCCUCCACCGGCUGCGUUGAUGCUAUCAACCCUCGCACUGGAACGUCCGACUGCCCUCAGCGUGCAUCACUCUGCACUGAUAGCAACUACCGAGAAUUGAUGUCAACACAAUGCCGGAAAACGUGCGGUCUAUGCUAG
Molecule: messenger RNA, 939 nt
Organism: Haemonchus placei
Lineage: Eukaryota; Metazoa; Nematoda; Chromadorea; Rhabditida; Trichostrongylidae
Source: the annotation of a GenBank genome assembly